Molecule: messenger RNA, 1446 nt
Organism: Acanthosepion pharaonis
Lineage: Eukaryota; Metazoa; Mollusca; Cephalopoda; Sepiida; Sepiidae
Source: the annotation of a GenBank genome assembly
AUGACCAAGCUGUCUGUAGAGUUUUCUUUUAUUUUUUCUCUCUCUUUUUGUAUCUCUCCUCUUCCUUCUCUUACAUUUAUUGCUGUUUUUCUUACCUCUCUUUCUUUUUCAGAUUCAAACCUUUUCUUAGUUCUCUCUCUCUCUUUUCCCCUUCUCUCUGUCUCUGAUAUUUUUUCCUCAUCUAUCUCUGUCAUUCUUCACCUAUUUCUUUCUUUCACUUCCUCCUUUUCUCUUGACACUUUCUUCUUUUUAUUUCUAAUUUGUCUUUCUUUUUCUCAAAACUGUUACUCUUUUUUAUUUCUUUCUCUACCCUUUUCUCUUUCCUCAUUUUUCUUCUCUCCUUCUUUUUCUCUUUUUCUUUUCUCUUGUCUCUUUCUUUUCUCUUGUCUCUUUCUUUUCUCUCCUUUCUUUUUCUCUCUUUCUUUUCUCUCCUUUCUUUUUCUCUCUUUCUUUUCUCUCCUUUCUUUUUCUCUCUUUCUUGUCUCUCCUUUCUUUUUCUCUCUUUCUUUUCUCUUGUCUCUUUCUUUCAUAUUUCAUUUAUUCCUUCUUUCCCACCUCUCUAUCAACUCUUUUCUCGUAUUUCUUUCCCCUUUUUCUCUCUCUUCCUUCUUUAUCUCACUUUUUAAAACUCCUUCUUUUCCCUUGUCUCUCCCUUUCUUUUAUAUUUCAUGUUUUCUUUCCUUCCCACCUCUCUAUAAACUCUUUUUUUUCUCUCUUAUUUCCUUUUCUUUUUUCUCUGUCCCUUUCUUCUUUUCUUUCCCUCUUCAUUUUUUCCUCUAUUAUUUUUCAUAUUCUUUCACUACCAUUUUUUUCAAGGACAAACUUUGCACAUUAACAUACCAAACCCAGCUUCUGCUUGUAUCUAUCUAUCUAUCUAUCUUUCUGGUUAUCUCAGUCUGUUUUUAUCUAUCUAUGUUUGGUUAUAUCUAUCUAACUUUCAUAUCUAGCUAUCUCUUAAUAUCUCUCUAUUUAUUCAUAUCUAUCUAUCUAUAUCUAUCAAUCUACCUGUUUAUAUCUAUAUAUCUAUUCAUAUCUAUCUGUCUAUCUCUCUCUACCUGUUCAUAUUUAUCAAUCUGUUCAUAUCUAUAUCUAUCAAUCUACCUGUUUAUAUCUAUAUAUCUAUUCAUAUCUAUCUGUCUAUCUAUAUCUGUUCAUAUCUAUCAAUCUAUCCAUCAAUCUGUUCAUAUCCAUCUGUUUAUCUUUCUCUCUCUGUCCAUUAUGUUUAUAUAUAUCUCUUUAACUCUGUUCUUUUCUUUUAUGCCAUUCGUUUCUUUUCUCUCUCUUUGGCCAUUCGUUUCUUUUCUCUCUUUUUGGCCAUUCGUUUCUUUUAACUCUUUUUGGACAUUCGUUUCUUUUCUCUCUUUUUGGACAUUCGUUUCUUUUCUCUCUUUUUGGACAUUCGUUUCUUUUCCCUCUUUUUGGACAUUCGUUACUUUACUUUCUUAA